This is a messenger RNA of Hippopotamus amphibius kiboko, 6388 nucleotides long. Its product is annotated as splicing factor 3A subunit 2-like. The record is from RefSeq and is a predicted model, not a curated record. The coding region runs from base 5 to 910 and encodes 301 amino acids. The transcript has a single exon. Lineage: Eukaryota; Metazoa; Chordata; Mammalia; Artiodactyla; Hippopotamidae.
AUUAAUGUAUCAUCAUUCAUUGAACCAUCCAUGCAUCCAUCUACUCAUCCACUUAUCCAUCUACUCAUCUAUCCACUCCAUCCAUCCAUCCAUCCAUCCACUCAUCCAUCCAUCCAUCCAUCCAUCCAUCCACUCACCCAUCCAUCCAUCCACUCAUCCAUCCAUCCAUCCAUCCACUCACCCAUCCAUCCAUCCACUCAUCCAUCCAUCCACUCAUCCAACCAUCCAUCCAUCCAUCCACUCAUCCAUCCAUCCAUCCACUCAUCCAUCCAUCUACUCAUCCAUCCAUCCAUCCACUCAUCCAUCCAUCCAUCCACUCAUCCAUCCAUCUACUCAUCCAUCCAUCCAUAUAUUUAUUAUCAUCCUUCCAUCAUCCAUUACUCAUCAUCCUUCCACCCAUCCAUCCAUCCAUCCACCCAUCCAUCCACUCCAUCCAUCCACCCACCCACCCAUCCAUCCAUCCAUCCAUCCAUGCAUCCACGCAUCGAUCCAUCCAUCCAUCCACCCACCCAUCCAUCCAUCCAUCCAUCCGCCCAUCCAUCCGCCCAUCCAUCCAUGCAUCUAUCCAUCCAUGCAUCCAUCCAUCCAUCCACCCACCCAUCCAUCCAUCCAUCCACUCAUCCAUCCAUCCAUCCAUCCAUCCAUCCAUGCAUGCAUGCAUGCAUCCAUCCAUCCCUCCACUCAUCCAUCCAUCCAUCCAUCCACUCAUCCAUCCAUCCAUAUAUUUAUUAUUCAUCCUUCCAUCAUCCAUUACUCAUUAUCCUUUCACCCAUCCAUCUACUCAUCUACUUAUUCAUCCAUCCAUCUAUAUUUAGCCAUCCAUUUAUAUUCAUUUAUCCUUCAGUUUAUCCAUUUAUCCAAUUAUUUAUCCAUCUCCCUUCCAUCCAUCCAUCCAUCCAUCCAUAUUUAGCCAUCUAUUUAUUCAUUUAUCCAUCAAAUCAUUCAGUCAUCCCUCCAUUCAUCUAUUUUCCCACCUGUUCAUUCAUUCAUUGAGUCAUUCAUCUCUUCAACAAAUACAUAUUGAGUUCCUACUAUAUGUUUGACACUAGUCCUUGGGGAUAUAUGACAACAACAAAGACAUGCAAAGUCCCUGCCCUAAUAAGGAGACACACAUUAGAUAAAUAAAAAGACACAUAACCAAGGCAACUGCAGUCACUGAUGGGUGCUGCAAAAAAGAUAAAGCAUGGUGAUAUUCUCAAGACCAUGGGGUGGGGUAGCAGCCCUUUCAAAUGGAUGAUGAGUGGGGAGCACACUUUGCAGCUGAGCCGUCAGUGAGGAGGAAACCAGCUAUACCAAGAGCUGGGCAAGACCAUUCUGGGCAGAGGGAAUGGCAGGUGUGAAACUCCUGGGGUGGGAAUGAACUGGAACAACAGAAAGAAAGCUGUUGUUGGAGCUUAGUGAGUGAGGGAGAGUUCAGAGUAAGAGGUUCUUAACCUGGGGUGCUGACAUGGAUUUCAGUAUCCAUGAACCACUUGACAUUCUUUGCAGAAGAUGGGUGUCUGGGCAUGUUAACCUAGGCCCCUGGAUUGCAUCACUCCAAAAGGAGACGACGCAAGACCAUCUGGCCUGCUGGAGAGAUGGGGACAUUGGAAGGGGAGGGGCCCCUCAUAUUUACAUGUCCAUGACACACAUUGAUCCUCCCACAACCCUCCAGAUAGACAAGAAUAGUCUCAUUUUAUAGAUGUGGCUCAGAGAGGGCAAGCAACUUGCCCAGGGUCACACAGCCUGGACUUGAACCAGGUCUGUCCUUCCCCCAAGUUCCUCGCUCCACAGUGAGUCAGAAGACAGAUUGUAUUUGCAGCUCAGGUCUCCUGGUUCUGAGUCUUUCUGACUUUCUUGUUCAAGAAACCAGAAGUUCUUCACCUAUGGCCCCAGGAUGGAUCGUGGUGGAAGGAGGGGGUGGAAAGGGCGGGAAUUUCUACAGCCGUGUGCCUGUCAUGAGUAGGCAUCCUCCCAGGAGCUGCCAUUUAAAAAUUUACACAAAGAUGACUUACAGGCUCAUACUGGCCCUGGGGGAGCCCUCAGAUCAGGGACUGUUGCCAAAAAAUUAAAAAGAGAGAAUGGUACCCAGAGAAAGAAAAUUGCAAAUGUCCAGUGUAAUGCCCUUUUCUGGGGAAAUGCCUUGUUGCACAUUGUUUUGGUCUGCUCCAAAACCAUUCAUGGCUCCCCAUUGCUUAUGGGAUAAGAGACAAGUGCUUCAGUGUGACAUUCAAGGUCUGCUCUGAGGUGAAGUUAAUCUGGGGUAUGUCCUUAACACCCCACUGGGCUCUGUUCCAGCUUGGUUUUAUUCAAUAUUGCUAUGAGUGGCUGUGUGUACAUUUGUGGCUGGCAGGAAACUGGGAGGUAUGGGGAACAUGCUGGAGGCCAGAAAGAGGGUUCCAAAAAAAAUUCUCUAAGGGCUGAACCAUCUACAAGGUGAAAGGUUAGGGGAAUUAAUACCAAGUCCUCCCUUUGGGUGCAAAUAAACUGGACCGCUAGAGGGCGAUAGAGACAUACUAUAGCAGGUCAGUUAUAGACUAGAGGCUAGACUUCCCAGGUCCGAAAUGUUACUAUCUAAGCUGUGGGACUUGUAUCUUGAUCUCACUGUUUGUAACAUCGGGAUAACGUGUCAAUCAUGCAUUCUGCCAAAUGCUCAAGUUACUAUUUGCUUUUUGUUUCUUUAGAUCUACUCCCUUUGCCCACACUGAUGUAUCUAAAUAUUGGAAACAUUGUGUCAUUUCCAGAAGUCAUUUGUCAUAGAUCAAAAAUAGAUACAGUAACAACAAAACUAGAUACAGUAACAACAAAAAGUAUUAUUAACUGCCCCUCAGUGAUUCUUAACCCAGUCUACACAGGAGAAUCCCCAGCUGAUUUUUAAAAAUUUUUUAUUGAAGUAUAGUUGAUUUGCAGUGUUGUGUUAAUUUCUACUGUACAGCAAAGUGAUUCCAUUAUGUAUAAUACACAUUCUUUUAAAAGUUCUUUUCCAUUAUGGUUUAUCACAGGAUAUUGAAUAUAGUUCCCUGUGCUAUGCAGUAGGACCUUGCUGUUUACCCAGCUGAUUUUUAAAAAAUUACUUUUAUUUUUAUUUAUUUAUUUGGUUGUGCUAGGCCUUGGUUGUGGCAUGCAAACUAUUAGUUGUGGCAUGCAUGUGGGAUCUAGUUCCUUGGCCAGGGAUGAAAUCUGGGCCCCCUGAAUUGGGAGCACAGAGUCUUAACCAUUGCACCAUCAAGGAAGUCCCCCAGCUGACUUUAAAGAAACGUUGGGGGCAAGGUGGAGAUACAGAUAACAAAUAGUGGUUACCAAAGGGAAGAGGGGUGGAGGGAGGGCCAAAAUAGGUGAAGGGGAUUAAGAGGUACAACUACUAGGUAUAAAAUAAAAAGUAUAAGGAUGUAAUGUACAACACAGAGAAUAUAGCCAAUAUUUUAUCAUAAGCUUAUAUGAAGUAUAAUCUAUAAAAAUAUUGAAUCACUAUGUUAUACAUUUGAAACUAAAAUAAUAUGCUAAGUCAAUUAUACUUCAAUUUAAAAAAAGAAGUAGCAGCAGACAUGGCCCCAUCUUACUCCAGACUAAUGAAACCAGGAGCUCUGAAAUUGGGCCCUGGACACUGGUAUUUUUUGUUUGUUUUUGUUUUUGUUUGUUUGGGGGCACUGGUAUUUUUGAAGCUCCUCAAGAGACAUCAAUGAACAGGCAGGGCCUUACACCAGGUAAGUCACAUAUCUCAGGCUCUGAACUCUUGUUCUGUUCUCUUAUUAUUAAGGAAGAUAAGAGGGUGUGAAAGAGGAGUUUAGGGACUUCCCUGGUGGCACAGUGGUUAAGAAUCCACCUUUCAAUCUCCCAACAAACAAAAGUCCAGGACCAGAUGGUGAUUUUUUAUCAAAUAUUUAGAGAAGAGCUAACACCCAUCCUUCUCAAGCUCUUCCAAAAAAUUGCAGAGGAAGGAACACUCCCAAACUCAUUUUAUGAGGCCACCAUCACCCUGAUACCAAAACCAAAGAUAAUACAAAAAAAGAAAAUUAGAGACCAAUAUCACUGAUGAAUUUAGAUGCAAAAAUCCUCAACAAAAUACUAGCCAACAGAAUCCAACAACACAUUAAAAGGAUCAUACACCAUGAUCAAGUGGGGUUUAUCCCUGGAAUGCAAGGAUUCUUCAAUAUACGUAAAUCAAUCAAUGUGAUACACCAUAUUAAUAAAUUGAAGGAUAAAAACCACAUGAUCAUCUCAAUAGAUGCAGAGAAAGCUUUUGACAAAAUUCAACACCUAUUUAUGAUAAAAAACGCUCCAGAAGGUGGGCAUAGAGGGAACCUACCUCAACAUAAUAAAGGCCAUAUAUGACAAACCCACAGCAAACAUCAUUGUCAAUGGUGAAAAACUGAAAGCAUUUCCUCUAAGAUCAGGAACAAGACAAGGAUGUCCACUCUUGCCACUACUAUUCAAUAUAGUUUUGGAAGUCCUUGCCAUAGCAAUCAGAGAAGAAAAAGAAAUGAAAGGAAUCUAAAUUGGAAAAGAAGAAGUAAAACUGUCACUGUUCUCAGAUGACAUGAUAUUAUACAUAGAAAAUCCUAAAGAUGCCACCAGAAAACUACUUGAGCUAAUCAAUGAAUUCGGUAAAGUUGCAGGAUACAAAAAUCAACACACAGAAAUCUCUUGCAUUUCUACACACUAACAAUGAAAGAUCAGAAAGAGAAAUUAAGGAAACAAUCCCAUUCACCAUUGCAACAAAAAGAAUAAAAUACCUAGGAAUAAACCUAACCAAGGAGGUAAAAGACCUAUACUCAGAAAACUAUAAGACACUAAUGAAAGAAAUCAAAGAUGACACAAACAGAUAGAGGGACAUACCAUGUUCUUGGAUUGGAAGAAUCAACAUUGUGAAAAUGACUAUACUACCCAAAGCAAUUUACAGGUUCAAUGCAAUCCCGAUCAAAUUGCCAAUGGCAUUUUUCACAGAACUAGAACAAGAAAUUUUAUGAUUUGUAUGGAAACACAAGAGACCCCAAAUAGCCAAAUCAAUCUUGAGAAGGAAAGACGGAGUUGGUGGAAUCAGGCUCCCUGACUUCAGGCUAUACUACAAGACUGCAGUGGUCAAGACAGUAUGGUACUGGCACAAAAGCAGAAAUAUAGAUCAAUGGAACAGGAUAGAAAGCCCAGAGAUAAACUAUGGUCAACUAAUCUGUGACAAAGGAGGCAAGGAUACACAAUGGAGAAAAGGCAGCCUCUUCAAUAAGUGGUGCUGGGAAAACUGGACAGCUACAUGUAAAAGAAUGAAAUUAGAACACUCCUUAGCACCAUACCCAAAAAUAAAAUCAAAAUGGAUUAAAGACCUAGAUGUAAGGCCAGACACUGUAAAACUCCUAGAGGAAAACAUAGGAAGAACACUCUUCGACAUAAAUCACAGCAAGAUCUUUUUUAAUCCACCCCCUAGAGUGAUGGAAAUAAAAACAAAAAUAAAUAAGUGGGACCUAAUGAAACGUCAAAGCUUCUGCACAGCAAAGGAAACUAUAAGCAAGAUGAAAAGACAACCCUCAGAAUGGGAGAAAAUAUUUGCAAACGAAUCAACAGACAAAGGACUAAUCUCCAAAAUACAUAAACAGUUCAUCCAGCUCAAUAUCAAGAAACAAACAAACAACCCAAUCAAAAAAUGGGCAGAAGACCUAAAUAGGCAUUUCUCCAAAGACGACAUACAGAUGGCCAAGAAGCACAUGAAAAGCUGCUCAACAUCACUAAUUAUCAGAGAAAUGCAAAUCAAAACGACAAUGAGGUAUCACCUCACACCGGAUAGAAUGGGCCUCAUCAGAAAAUCUACAAACAGUAAAUGCUGGAGAGGGUGUGGACUGUUAGUGGGAAUGUAAAUUGAUACAGCCACUAUGGAGAACAGUAUGGAGGUUCCUUGCAAAACUAAAAAUAGAACUACCAUAUGACCCAGCAAUCCCACUGCUGGGCAUAUACCCAGAGAACACCGUAAUUCAAAAAGACACAUGCACUCCAAUGUUCAUUGCAGCACUAUUUACAACAGCCAGGACAUGGAAACAACCUAAAUGUCCAUCAACAGAUGAAUGGAUAAAGAAGAUGUGGUACAUAUAUACAAUGGAAUAUUACUCAGCUGUGAAAAGCAAUGAAACUAGGACAUUUGUAGAAACAUGGAUGGACCUAGAGACUGUCAUACAGAGUGAAGUGAGUCAGAAAGAGAAAAACAAAUAUCGUAUAUUAACACAUAUAUGCGGACUAUAGAAAAAUGGUACAAAACAACUGGUUUGUAAGGCAGAAAUAGAGACAUAGAUGUAAAGAACAAACAUUUGGACACCAAGUGGGGAAAGCGGGGAGGGUUGGGGGAGAAUGAAUUGGGAGAUUGGGAUACCAAGUUGUACACUCUAAAUAUAUGCAGUUUAUUGUCUGUUAAAAAAAAAAAAAAGAA